Thrips palmi is the source of this 2596-nucleotide messenger RNA. Its product is annotated as hexokinase-1-like. Bases 296 to 1729 code for a protein of 477 amino acids. Gene Ontology annotation, cellular component: mitochondrion; cytosol. The transcript has 9 exons. Gene Ontology annotation, biological process: glycolytic process; intracellular glucose homeostasis; glucose 6-phosphate metabolic process. NCBI's taxonomy places the organism in Eukaryota, Metazoa, Arthropoda, Insecta, Thysanoptera, Thripidae. Gene Ontology annotation, molecular function: glucokinase activity; mannokinase activity; D-glucose binding. The record is from RefSeq and is a predicted model, not a curated record.
AAGCGCGUCGUCUGCUGGGGAGGCGGGCCACCACGGCCAGCACAAGCACUCGACCGGCAGGGCGGCAGUGUUUCGGAGCGUGCGCGUGAGUGUAGGCGAGCUGCGUAGCACUGCGUGGCACUGCGUGGCGUGAGUGACCAGUGGACCGGUGCCGGAUCGGCCGAACACAGUAGCAGACGACCCGUCCAACCUGCCGCCGCGCCGCCCACAACAACAACAGAGACGGCAGCAGACCGCAGCAGACGCGCCGGGCACACCAAGCACAUCAGCAGGCAACAGCGCGGGACCAGCCACCAUGAAGCUCCAGUCGACUGUGGACAUGAUGACCCUGAACGCCACGGCCAGGGGGCCUUCCCUCACCCCCCUGCACGACAAGAACAGGACCAAGAAGGUGGAGGAGGCCGUGGACGGGCUGCGCCUGGACGCCGAGACGGUGCUCCGAGUCCGCAGGGUCUUCGAGGAGGAGAUGGAGAAUGGGCGCCUCAACAAGCCUUCGUCGCUGCAGAUGGAGAACACCUUCAUUCCCGAGCUGCUCGACGGCACAGAGACGGGCUCCUUCCUGGCGCUCGACCUGGGCGGCACCAACUUCAGAGUCAUGGUGCUGGACCUCAAGGCCGGCAAGGUGGUGGACGAAGCCAUCUCCUUCUACCACGUCGAGGAGCACCUGCGCAUCGGCUGCGGGUUCCGCCUGUUCGACUACCUGGCCGAGUGCAUCGCCGACUUCGUGCACAAGCAGAACCUCGGUAGCGGCCGCCUUCCCCUAGGCUUCACCUUCUCCUUCCCCAUGACGCAGGACGGCCUGGACGUCGGCAAGCUGGUGACGUGGACCAAGACCUUCAACUGCCCCAACGUGGUGGGCAUGAACGCCGUGCAGCUGCUGCGUGAGGCGCUGCAGCGCCGCGGCGACACCAACGUGGACGUGCUGGCCGUGCUCAACGACACGGCGGGCACGCUCGUCCGGGGCUCCUACCUGGACCGCGAGUGCGCCAUCGGCCUCAUCCUGGGCACCGGCAGCAACGCCUGCUUCCUGGAGAAGGCCGAGAAGGCCAAGAACGCGUCCAGCCUGACGCACGGCGAGAGCGAGAUCAUCGUGGACAUCGAGUGGGGCGCCUUCGGCGACAACGGCUCCCUCGACUUCAUCCGCACCGAGUUCGACGACCAGGUCGACGAGGUGUCCGUCAUCCCCGGCUCCUUCACGUUCGAGAAGUACAUCGGCGGCAAGUACCUGGGCGAGCUGGUGCGGCGAGUGCUGCUGAGGCUCGUCAAGGACGGGCUGCUGUUCAGCGGCCAGCUCACCCCGGAGCUCAACACGACCUGGGCCUUCACCACCUCCAUGGUGUCGCACAUCGAGCAGGACAACCUGGACGGCCUGCACAGGAACACCAAGGACAUCCUGGACGGCUUCAACCUCAACUUCAACUCCGACGACAUCCUCGUGGUCCAGUGGGUGUGCCAAAUCAUCUCCAACCGGUGCUCGCUUCUCGUCUCAAUCUGCCUGGCCUCACUGCUCGACCGCAUGGAGAAGCCGACGGCCACCAUCGCCGUAGACGGGUCGUUGUACCAGAAACACCCCCGCGUCAAGGGGCUCCUGGAGAAGUACACCAGCAUGCUGGCGCCUGAGAGAAAGCGGAAGUUCCUGCUGGCGGAGGACGGAAGCGGCAAGGGCGCCGGUCUGGUGGCCGCCAUCGCAGAGAAGCUUCGCCUCCGGAACAACAACUGCAGCCUGUGAGCGGCGAGGGGCGAGGCAAGAAGGGAGCUGCAAGUUUGAAAAGCGUCGCGCGGAUGAACGCACGCUCUCUAGUCUCUCUAGGCUGGCUAGAGUCCUCGGCUGGCGGCGGGGCGUCGGGGCGGAAGGGCACAGAGCCACCCCCUCACCGCACCGCGCCCGGAAGCCCCAACCCCCAUCCACCCCAUCCAAGCCGCCUGCCAGUACAAGUGCAUGUACAUUCCUGGGCUGCGAGCCCAACAACCCUCCGGGGCCCCCCGCACUCGGGCCUGCGUUGCUAGUCAUUUGUAAUUUAGCCUCUGUCACUGGGCCCUGGGCCCGGGGCCCACCUCUGUUAAGUUUUUACGUAAGUUUUAGACUAGUUUUAAGUUUUAGAAUAUAGCGCGGUCGCCUGCCCUGGCCGCGGCGACGAGCGGGGGCCGUCCAAGAAUGCGCUGGCCAAGCCUGGGCGAGGCCGCCGCGUUGUGGGACGGUCCCUCCGUCGCAGAGUGCCAUAGUGCCAUAGUCUAGGGCACCGACUUGGCGGUGGAGUCACUCGCGACCUUACUCCGUACUUGGAAUCUGUGAUGUUAGCGAAGCCAACCCCUCCCGGGGGCGCGGCUCUUAAGGAAGUGUCAGGCCUACGCGUCGACUGAUGAAUGUUGUUGUUAGGAAGUGGAACGGUGCAAUUCCAGUGUCGACUUUAGAAUCUAGAACCGCCCUGCACUCACGGUGCAGCCUUGUCGUCGGCGCACUGCGGAGUCGCGGAGUCACUCACUAGAGGACUAUUUUGUACAAUAAUGUGUGUGGAUGCUCACCUCAAUGUAACUGUAAUACUCUCACGUAUCAAAUGUAUAAAUAACAGAGAUAAAUCAUAUUUCUUUAUAAGAA